AUACAUUAACCCAAGAAGACGCAAAACAAAAUUUGAGUAAAAUGUUUUAUUUAAAUUGAAGACCACAAUUACAACUACAGUACAUUCUAGUCAGAGUCAGCGUUUCUCUCCACAAAUCCCAUUAGGUUUGAUCUAUAUAGUCAUUAGAUGCCCAGCGUGAGUAAUACAAGUACUGCUACAUUUAACUAAGUCACAACACAAAGUGUAGCAGGCAUAUAUGUUCCACAAAUUAAGUUAGCGCUCCCCCCCCCAGCUUGAAAAGACAUGAUUUUACUCUUAAAAGCAGAAAAAAUGUACAAAAGUAAGAAGUUCUUGAACAGGAAGGUGUCAGUGCAGACUUGACAUGCCAGUCUGCAGUGAAAAUUGACCUCUAUGCACUAUACGUUUUGCAAUUUGCACAAGUCAUGCUUUCUGCCCCCUUAUGUAUGACUUUCAUAACCCAGCUUUAACAUGGUGCCUUUUCUAUAGUGUGCACUAUGUGUAGCACUUUCCAAGUUAAUUUUGGCUGUUAAAGACCAAGCCCACUUUAAUUUUCUUAAAAUCAGUAAGUGCAUUUAAUACAUUGAUCACAACAGCAUUUACUAAUACCUAUCUUACCUACUAUAGCAUCUGUACAGUGAUAACUAGACUGAUCUCAGGGAGAGUUUUAUAUGCACAUUAGGACAAAGUAAUGCAGAGUGCAGUUUGUAUAUUACAAAGAUACCGCCAUUGAGAUUAUGCACCAUUUCUAGCUUUAAAGGGACACCCCAAGCACCACAACAAUUUAGUCAGAAUUAAGUUGAAGGUGACAAGAAGCCUCAGAAAGAAACAUAUUGGUGCUCUAUGGCACCUCUUUAAAAACAAUAGACUACAACUAAAAGUUAGUGGGCAGAGUUAACCAGUACUUAACUGAUUACUCGGAGAUUAAACAGUGUGUUAGUUUAACCCAUAAAGGUAAACUAGCACAAGGGACCCCGGGGCACCAGAAUUCCAUAUUAGUAAGAGUUAUGGUGCUCAGUUUUCCUUUAGCCACGAAAUUGCAAAAGUGAGGAAAAAAAAAAUAAAAAAUUAAAAAGCAUACAUAUACAAUUCAUCUUCCAAAACCUGCAGAUAGCCUUGUGGUCCGAUUCAGGCCUGUUGGUCCUUUCACAUGGCAGGAGGAUAGAAUUCUGGGGAUCCAAACCUGAAAAUAGAUAAAUAAAAAUAAAAAAGUUAAAUAAGGAACAUGCCCAUCGAGCGCUACAGAUCACACAUGAUAGCUUGUCCCAGCGAUUGAGGAUAGAACCAGCUCACAGACAGAGCUGGCACCGAAGACAUAGCACCGGGGACUAUGAUCUACCUCCGUACAUUACACUCAGGGGUACAGAGAACGCCCUGAGUGCCAAGAAAUAGAGGCACCAAAAUAACAACAACAACUACUAGCAUCCCUACUGCUUAUAAACAUAUCCAACCCAUGUUAGAUAAUCAAUGUAACGAGCCACCCCCUCACAGAACCACACCGACUGACCUUGCAGCGAACACAGAGACCGUGUAACGUGGGGGCACAGCCUUAUAUAGCCCUACUCCGACCAACGAGACUAAGUUCAGGAAAGAGCGUCCACUUCCGGGCAGCCGACCAAUCAAGAGUAAACUCCAUUAUUUUUUUAUUUCUUUGCCGUAGCGAGAUGCAAGAAGGAGGCUUGGAACGCAAAGUGAGCCGGAAGUUUAGUUAUAUAGCAGUGUACAUGUGAAUUCAGCAUGGCUCCUGGAGGAAAGAUUAAUCGUCCUAAAACAGUAAGUGAACGGGGUGUUUGGGAGACAGACUGAGAUUGAUUAAUUACUGAAAUCAUAUUUUAAAAAGUUAUUUAUUUUAAUGUACACACGUGUUUUAGCCUUUUCAGUCAGUCACUCUCUAUAUCCUAACUACACUGGCAAUCACACAUCAACCACUUUUAUUGACACAAGGCAAUCUAGCCACAUAUACUCACACCAAAUAAAGCAUUUGUCAAUUAUACAUUCUGCUUUAUAGACAUCAAUGUAUAGUGAGAUACUUGCAUUCAUGCACUGACCCCUUUAUAUACAUAGAUCCAUUAGUACAGGCAAAAAUUACAUUAACGCAUCUAAAUAUAAAUACACACGUAGACACACUGGCAUUCAUGUUUAGAUGCAUACAUUUGCUGGUUUAAAGCAGGUUUGUCACUUCUUUGUUGGUGAUAAUUCUGCAUUCCCUCACCCCAACUUGGGUGAUGUAUGCUACAGAGGUUAAUGAAAAUAAAAAUAAAUAACGCUCAAAACUGAAUUACUUGUAGCAUACUCUAGUAAGGUUUAACUGAUAAAAUGUAGUUUAAGAGGCUCUUUACCUCUCAAUAAACUUCACCAUAGCAACUUCCUUGAGUAGCCUGAUCUCUUUUGUUGUCUUCAAUGUGAUCUGACUGAUGCAAAAACAAGAUAUCACCUUUCACGUUUCUUUGCUAUGUCUUCUAAACUAAUAGUUUCAAUUGUUUGGGAAACUUUGUGAUUGAGACAAGUGUUAUUUGUAUUUUCUCCGCAGGACUUGCACAAGAACUUAUUUAAGCGCCGCCGUGUUUUACAGCGUGAGAAACGCAAAAACCGCAAAGUGAUUGGAGCUGUAGUGGACAAAGAAUUAAUAACUGCUAAUCACCUCCGAAAGAGAUCGUAAGUUUUAAGAAUUCCAAGAAGUUCUGUCAUGAUUGCUUCUCUCACUAAUCCCACUGGGGCUUUUGUCUUUAGUUGACACCACUUGCCAUUUUAGAUCACCUUGCAUUCUUUACACAUAGGACUACCACAUCUUAUUUGUACUUGGCACACUCAUAAUAAUGCGUACUCCUGAGAUACAAUUGGUAAAAUGCAGACUGAAAUAUUACAUUUCAAUUUUACCAAACAAACCUUUGAAGUAUGCAUAAUUUAUUACUUUUUCCUAAAGUGGUUACAGGGUAACCUUAUUUAAACCACUUUACAGUUACGUGUAUAAUUAUUAUUCUCAUAAAGCCAAUAUCUUUUUCAGCACCUUGCAAUUCUAUAAUAUUUAACAACAUAUAAUAUAUUAACAAUAGAUAAUUGAUUUACACACAACAAAAAGUAACUCUGACGCAAAGUGUUAUUGCUGAUGUCCAGAAAUUUUGGUUCUAUUUAUCCCUGGAUUAAAGUUUUGGUGUCACCAGCGCACCAGCAAUACCACUUUGCGCCAGAGUUACUUUUUCAUUGUGUGUGGAUUCUAUAUUAUGAGCACUAAGUUGGGCAAACAGAUUGUUAAAUAUUGACAGAGACAAGAGAUAAAGAAGGCCAGGCUCAAACGAGCUUAUAAUCUAUGAGGAAGGAGUAUAGAUAAACAAAAUGAAUGACAGCAUGUCAGAGGGGACGAUGUAUUGAUUGAUAAGAUGGUUUCAAAAUAAAAGUAGUAAAAGUGGUGUGUAGAAGAACUGGAUUGUGGAAUUAGAGAGAGAGCUGGAAAGGAGCUUUAGGGAGGCAAGGGAACUGAGGGAAAAUGUAAUGACAGAAACAAAAGACAAAACCCCAUGUCAUUAAUCUCUGAAAGGAACACCUCAAGCAAUACAACUACAGUGCCUUUUCUACUCCUUCGCAUUUGGGAAGUAGAUGGACUUUAGUGGCAAGAUGAUCUGACAAUCAGUUCAUCUCGCUGCUCUUGAAUGCACACACCACUCAAAUGUGCUGUUUAGUGUUUACUGGUCCAACAAUGCAUUUGAUUGGACCAUGGAUUGGGUAUUGAUGUUGCCAUGUGACACUGGAGAAGGCAGGGAAAUGAUCGUGGAGAGCUUGGCCGGCACUGGAUUUAAGGUAAGUUUUAGCGAUGCUUUAAAGAGUUCUUGUUUGGUUGUUUUUUGGGGUUUUUUUAGGGUUUUUUUUGGUGGGGGUUGGGUGAGAAUGUGCCCAGUAGGGUAUUCCCAAGUAAUUAAAGUUUAAAAAAAAAAGAAAUUAUAAUUUGUAGUUAACCCUUUCUUUUCAUGGAAUUACUUAUUUAGUCAUGUAGGCCAUGGUUGGUUCAGGGUUAAUAAUCCUAAAGCUUUCCUUAGAUCUUGUGAUCUCAUUUCUUGUUAGUUCUUAAUUCUCCUGCUCUUUUCCUUAAUACAGUCGGGGUUUUUUGUGUUUUUUAUUUUUUAAAGUUAUUUAUAUAAUCGGUUUUGUUUUUUCUGUUUAAAAACCAGCUCCAGUGCAAGAGCCAACAUCACUCUUUCUGGCAAGAAGAAGAGAAAACUUAUCAAACAGUUACAGCAUCACCAGAAAGAAAAAGAGAAGAUGGAUGGUAAGAUACUUUGUUUGUUUUUUCACUGUUUUUUCUUGGUCUCACUGUUCCCCGUAAGGUAUCUGCACUCAUACCUAUUUUGCCUGGAAUGCACAUAACAAAAUUAUGUGCACACACAGGCUAUGGCCACAGAUAAUGAUGAUCAUAAUAAUAACAAAGUAUUUAACCAGCAAAGGUGCAUUUAGAUUACUCUGGUUUUCAAGUACGUCCUGGGAUGUUACCUUAGCCCAACAUCCAGGGGUUUUUACUAUUACUCAAUUUCACCCCCUAGUGACCAGACCGUGUUUCAAUUUUCUUACUGUUUGGGACAAGGACGGUUUUAACAUUUCUGCGGCGUUUGUGUUUAGCUGUAAUUUUCCUCUUACUCAUUUACUGUACCCACACAUAUUAUAUACAGUUUUCUCGCAAUUAAAUGUUCUUUAUAACGAUACCAUUUUUCAUCAUAACUUAUCAUUUACUAUAAAAACAAAAAACACCCGUGCUAAAUAGUUUAAAAAUUUUGUCCUGAGUUUAGAAAUACCCAAUGUUAACAUGUUCUUUUUGGAAAGUAAUAAGCAAUAAGUACAAGUAGCACUUUGCUAUUUCCAAACCAUUUAUUUAUUAAUUUAUUUAAAAAUUAACAAAAGUUACAUUGUAACACUAAUAUCUGUCAUGAAUCACUGAAAAACCCUUCACAUGUAUAUAUUUUUUAAAAGCAGACAACCAAAGGUAUUAAACUUAGGGUAUUUUGACUCUUUUCAUGCAACCAUUUUACUACCAAUCUAUGCCAAAUUUGAAUAUAAAAAUAAUAAUUUGUGAUUUUUAUUCUUUUAUUUUUAUUUUUUUGACACACAUGGCAAUUUAAGAAUACAUGUACUGAGAACUUUAAGGGUUACUGCCAAAGAACACCCCAAUAUGUAUUCAGCAACAUCUUCGGAGUACAGUGAUAUCCCCCAUGUAUAGGUGUGUGGGGUUCUCUGGGGGCUAAAAGACCUUAUUUGGAGGGUGCGCAUUCCAGUUUUCCAACUUGGAAUUUUCACAGCUGGUCAUCAUGCACCCAUGUCCCAUUUGGGACAUUUUUGAAGCCGGCCAAUGUAAUUUACCCCCAUCAAACCAUAUAUUUUUGAAAAGUAGACACCCUAGGGUAUUUCAAAUGGUGGUAUUUUAACACUUUCCACACACUAAUUCCAUGCACUACCUUUGGGUAGUCAUUUUGUUGUUAUUUUUCUCUCACAUUGUACUUUAGGCAUGGAUUCUUAGUUCCUGUUAUGUUACUGACAAAGAUCACCCCAAUAUCGGAAGCAAUAUCUUCUGAGUACAACAGUGCCCCCAAUGUACAGGUUUUAUAGGUUUUUGCAAACUUACAGGGGUCAAAUGUAGGGCUUUUCCCUGUUUGCGCAUUGAAAUUUGCCAGAUUGGUUUGCUGGGCCUAUGUUGCCUUUGAGACUGUAUAGCAGCCCAGGAAUGAAAAUUAACCCCAUCAUGGCAUAUCAUUUGUAAAAGUAGACAACCCACAGGAUUUAAAAUGGGUUAUGUCCUGUCUUUUUCCAGUAGCCACGUAGCCACAAAUGCUGGCCAAAGUUAGCGUUUUUAUUAGUUUUUUUGCAUUUUUUUUUUUUUUACACAAAAACUGCACUUUUACUGGUGAUUUCAUCAUCGUGAUAAGUUUUACUGAUUUAUAACACUCAUAUUUGUGUUCAGUGAAGUCUCCCGAGUAUAACAAUACCGCCCAUGUACAGGUUUUAUGGUGGUUUUGAAAGUUACAGGGUAAAUAUAGGGCUUGCUAGGUCUGUGUUGCAUUUUGAGACCAUAUGGUAGCCCAGGAAUGUGAAAUAACCCAUCAUGGCAUGCCAUUUUGAAAUGUAGACAACGCAGGCUAUUUAAAAUGGGGUAUGUCCAGUCUUUUGUCGUAGCAACUUAGUCACAAACGCUGUCCAAAGUUAGUGUUUUUAUAUAUAAAAAAAUAAUUUUUAAAUUUAUAUUUUUAUAUAUAUAUAUAUAUAUAUAUAUAUAUAUAUAUAUACACACCCUUUUAUUUCCUGUAUAUGUAUAAUAUAAUGAAAUCAUAUAUAUAUAUAUAUAUCCAAAAGUACAAGAUAGCACUCCAGGGACUUCCAAGUUGAAUGAAUAAAACUUAGCUUUUAUUAGCUCAAAAUAAAAAUCAACGUUUCAGUCUGUAUCACAGACUUUCAUCCUGAUGAAAGUCUGUGAUACAGACUGAAACGUUGAUUUUUAUUUUGAGCUAAUAAAAGCUAAGUUUUAUUCAUUCAACUUGGAAGUCCCUGGAGUGCUAUCUUGUACUUUUGGCUGUAUCUGUUUGCUGAUAAGCACCGGGCAAGUACAUCAAGGAAGGUGGAGUGCAUUACUAUUUUUGUUUUAUAUAUAUAUAUAUAUAUAUAUAUAUAUAUAUAUAUAUAUAUAUAUAUAUAUAUAUGUGUAUAAUAUAUUAUAAAAUGCUUUUACUUAUUUUGUAAUAUAUAAUAUAUGUGUAACUUUUUUUUAUAUAUUUUUUUUAAACUUUUUAGCAGUCUGGGAGCCUGCCUGACAGGCUCAGACAGUCCCCCUGCUGGCAGCACCUAAAGUCCUAUUGCGGCAAUGUGAUCAUGGUCACAUGACCCUGGGUGGCCGAUGCUGGUGCAGGGGGACUGCAGGGGUUUCUUUUCUAGAUACUGUCGCGUUUGUGUCUGUAUAUCUGUACGGGCGUUUACCCUGUGUCCUACAUUUUAGGGAAAGUGCAUCAAGUCCUGCUAUAGUCAAUUAAAGUAGAUAACUGCUGUGUUUUUCUAUUGUCAAUAUCUGCAUUCACAAUAUCCUUUGUUUCCCUUCAGUGGUGCCAGUGUCUCGACCUAAGGUAUCAUCCAAUGCAAUGGAGAUUCAGUCAAGCAGCAUUGCUAUCACCAAGAAAAAGAAGUCAAAGAAAUCACCAAAAGAUAUUGAAAUGGAAGAAGUUGAGAACAAAGUUGAUCCACUUCUGCAGGGGUCACAAUGAUACCACUAGUUUUUUUUUUUUAGUUUUUUUCCCCCAUCUCCUUUCAACAACUUCACAAACGUUUAUUAUUAUAUAUGAAAGUCCGCAUUGAACACACUGUUGGGUCACAAACCUAGUCUCUACCAAACCUUCUGAAGUGCACUUGUUCCUCAGACUUCGUAUGGUAUAAAGUGGUUAAUUAAAAAAAAAAAAAAAGUAUUUGCUUGUAUUUUUUUGUGUGAACUUUGGCCUCUAGAUAAUGGUUCUCUCUGUAGAGAAGAGCCAUGUUACCUAGAGUGGAUGAUUUUUGUUUAUAACUCUGUGAAAAAGAGCUGUUCGAGUCUCAGGAAGAGGAGAUUUUUCGUUGACUUUUAUUAAAAACAAGUGAACUCAGAGCGGGUCGUCUCUGAUCGAUUUAUGCAUUUAAUUGGACUGUAAAAUAAAAAAACUUCUCUCCUGUUUAAUCCUUUAACCAAUAUUAAAUCUGUAGUCUAGAUUACAUAUGUACAAAAAGAUGUAAUGUAAACAGGAAGUUUUUCUUUUGUUUAUUUCAAUAAAAUCUUUCUUCAAA
Pelobates cultripes (western spadefoot toad) is the source of this 7758-nucleotide messenger RNA. The record is from the annotation of a GenBank genome assembly. NCBI's taxonomy places the organism in Eukaryota, Metazoa, Chordata, Amphibia, Anura, Pelobatidae.